GACAGCAAUAAUGCUGAUUCGCUCUCUUCGCCUUACCUGGGGGGUCCUGGGUCUCCUCCUCUCGGGAUGUGUUGUUUCGGCCCAAUCCACCCCAGUCCGGAUCAUGUCCCUGGGCGACUCCAUCACCGGCUCCCCGGGAUGUUGGCGCGCUCUUCUCUGGCGCAAACUCCAGACAGCCGGCAUCACCAACACCAAAUUUGUCGGCAGCCUGCCCUCCCCGGGCUGCGGUUUCACUUAUGACGGCGCCAAUGAAGGCCAUGGCGGGAUCCAAGCAACGGGUAUCGUCCAGCGGAGGGAACUCCCUGGCAAUAAGGGUCCAACUGAGAUCUUGGCUGCGUUUGGGACUAUGGUAGAUUGGAUGAGGGAGAGUAAGAAGGAUAUGAAGAUCCUGGUUGCCCAGAUCAUACCCAUUAAUCCGGCAAACUGCCGGCAGUGCGGUGAUCGCGUGGUCGCGCUUAACAAGGCGAUUCCAGCAUGGACAGCGUCCAAAAACUCUACCGACAGUCCCAUUACCGUCGUUGACUGCUGGACCGGAUUUGAUACGGCCAGGGAUACAGGAGAUGGUGUGCAUCCUAACAACGCAGGAAAUGAGAAGAUUGCAAACUGCUGGUUUGAGCCCCUGCGUAGGGCAAUUCAGGGGUAAAUUGACACUGGCCCCUGAACUCGGGCUUUUAGCUUCAAUUUGCGCUGGUAAAUGACAGCAUUAUAUCCAAAUCUUCAGAUACCUGCUAUUUUCGAUUCUUCUCCAGUCCCCAGGUGCCCAUGGACCUGAUCUUGGCCAUGAAUUGGAGGCAUGUUGCAGUUCAGGGCAAACCCGGCAAAGACCAAAGCCAGUACCGUGAUGGUCACGUUGGUGGAAGCACAGUAGAUACAUGUAAUGGCCCGAGACAAAUUUACCUCUAGGCUUCCACCUGGAACAACCUGUUCUAGGAAGGCGCCCAUUUCGAGCGAGAAACAUCUACCU
This is a messenger RNA of Canariomyces notabilis, 964 nucleotides long. Its product is annotated as carbohydrate esterase family 3 protein. Gene Ontology annotation, molecular function: phosphatidylcholine lysophospholipase A1 activity. NCBI's taxonomy places the organism in Eukaryota, Fungi, Ascomycota, Sordariomycetes, Sordariales, Chaetomiaceae. The transcript has 4 exons. The record is from RefSeq and is a predicted model, not a curated record. The coding region runs from base 11 to 643 and encodes 210 amino acids.